AUGGAAAACCAAAGCGUUGCUUUUCCCCAUCGAGUGAGGUUCUGGAUGCCCAACCUGAUGAACUUUUCAACGAACAAUUUCAUAGUACCCCCUAUACACAUCGAGCGAAGUCCAGUGUCACAGUCAUCUAGAGGUCGCAACUUGAUCUCGAAGACGCUAGGUGUGCUCAAUAGAUCGGAGCAGUUUUUUAACUUUUCAACGCAAACCAAAAUGAGUGGUUCAGGAAAGGGUCUCUUGGGUCUUUGGCUCUAUAGAAAUGGGUCCGAAUGGGAAGUUAAAAAUGAAGCCCAUCAUCAUCCCAAACUUGGGGAACUUAACAUGGCGGCUCGACAGCAGACCCAGCAAUUAGAGAGCGAGAGGAUUUCAGUGAUAUUUACUCUGAGAAACCAAGUUGGGGGACUGGUCAAAGCUCUUACGGUGUUCCAAGACCUGGGCAUCAAUGUCCUCCAUAUUGAGUCCCGUAAAUCUGUAACUGAAGUUUCCUCUUCUGACAUUUUGGUGGAUGUGGAGUGUGAUCCCCAUCGUAUGGAGCAAUUGAAGAGGAUGUUGAAACGUGAAGUUCAAGACUUCGAAGUGGUAUCGUCUCAAACUGGCGAAGAGUUUCCACCUCCGACACCAUUAUCUGCCGCUGCUAGUUUCGAUUUUGGUGAGAUGCAUUGGUUUCCUCGUAAAAUAUCUGACCUGGACCGGGCCCAAAACGUGUUGAUGUAUGGCUCCGAGCUGGACGCCGACCACCCGGGUUUCAAAGAUCCAGUUUACCGCAAGCGUCGAGAACAAUUUGCAGCCAUUGCCAACAACUACAAGUAUGGCCAACCCAUUCCUAAAGUACAAUAUACGGAUGUAGAAAUAAAGACGUGGGGCAUCGUGUUCCGUGAACUUCACAAACUUUACCAGAAGCACGCAUGUGAGGAGUAUCUCGAAAACUGGCCCCAACUCGUCAAGUACUGUGGCUAUCGGGAAGACAAUUUGCCUCAGUUGGAGGAUGUGAGCGCUUUUCUUAAACGUAAAACUGGAUUCCAACUGCGGCCCGUUGCGGGUUACCUGUCGCCUAGGGACUUUUUGUCAGGUUUGGCGUUCAGGGUGUUCCAUUGCACUCAGUAUAUCCGUCACUCUUCGGAUCCAUUCUAUACCCCUGAACCAGCUUUCGCCGACAGCAUACAACGACCUUUCGGCGUGCGCUACAAUCCAUACACUCAAAGUGUGGAGGUACUUAGUAACGCCCAAAAGAUUACUGCCUUGGUCAGAGAACUGCGGGGUGACAUCUGCAUCGUGUCUUCAGCGAUUAAGAAGAUUUCUGCUCAAGACUCCACACUAGAUGUUGAAACUAUUGCUAACAUGCUCCACACGGGGCUUCAGGUCCAAGAGCGGAGUCCUCAGAGCACGUCAGGGGGUAGCACGCCAAACUCGGAACGCGGUUCGUCUCCACGACAUGAGCCAAAGAAACCCGAACAGUCUGACAUCUGA
This is a messenger RNA of Spodoptera exigua (beet armyworm), 1464 nucleotides long. Lineage: Eukaryota; Metazoa; Arthropoda; Insecta; Lepidoptera; Noctuidae. The record is from the annotation of a GenBank genome assembly.